UGAUUAAUUUCUCUCUAGAAGUAGUGAACAAACUGCGUAUACCUGUGCAAGUAAGCAUAAUUGAGGUGAGUUUCGCAGUUCCGUGGGAGGUUUCUGGAGUUAGGCGAGGGCGAAUGUCGAAUUUUCUUAUCGUGGGACGGAGGUGCGCGUGUCAGGAGACCGCGGGAAAAUGAAUAAUGACGAAGCGACCAGGAAGUGAAAAAUGAUCGAAGCAAAAUGAGGAGAACGUAUAACACUGCAGCAGAUGUCGGAACGACCGAUUCCCUCGAACAAACGAGACGUUUGCACAAGGGUAUAACAGAUAUCGCCAAAAGAUUAGAUGAACAAACUAGCCGUGCGUUAACAAUAACAGAUUUAUUUACCCCUUCAGGGGAAACACUACGGGUGAAACUAAAAGAUUAUUGUAUAAGAUUAAAAACUAAAGAUCCUGUUGGAUAUGCACGUAAAACUGAAGAGUUGUUAUGGAGAAAAGCAUUUUAUGAUAUUGUCAAUGCUGCUAAAAAAUUACGGAAGGGUAGUGUAUGGAAUGAAACAGAAAAGGCAGUGUUAUCUGUUCACUUAGCAGUAGGAGUUGGAUUUUACCAUCAUUUGAUAUUGAAACUGCAAUUAGAAUAUGGUUUAGACCUACUUGGUGCUAUUGAUUUUGCAUUUACGCUGAAUGAAACUGUCUCAUCCAAUGCGAAAAAUAAGGUGAAUCAAACUAAAGUUCACACUGAAGAAGUGAAGCAGUGUGUUAUUCGUUUAAUUCAUAGAAGUUUGGUAUGUCUUGGGGACUUGGCUAGGUACAAAUUAGAAUUAGAUCCAUAUUGGGAUCCAAUGAUAGCGCAGAGGUAUUACAAAAUGGCUAUAGCAAUUGAUCCGAACAUUGGAAUGCCACAUAAUCAAUUGGGUACUAUAGCAGGCAAUAAGAAUUAUGGUCUAGAUGCAGUGUAUCACUACAUCAGGUGUGUCUUGUGUACUGAACCCUUUGAAGGAGCAGAAGGAAAUUUGAAAAGGGCCAUUGUUACUCAUUCUAUAUGCACAGAUGAAAAGUGUCUUACAUAUAUAUGUAUUUCAAAAUUAUUUUCUUUAUUACAAUUAUGGGAUUACGAUAUUCCAAAUUCUGACAGAAUAAAUCAGGAAUGUCAGGAUCUUCUGACCAGCAUUGAGACUUGUAUGGCCACCGAACAGUCUGAAUCGACUGUUACAAAUUAUAAUAAAAAUGAGAAUAGCAUUGAAGCGUACCUUCAGAAUUGCAAAAACGAACAAACAAAGUAUUUAACAGAUGACAUGAUUUUCAAAAUAGUGGCUAUAUGCCUGAUGUCCAUUUCAAGAUUGAAAAGCAAAGAAUCCAGCGAGGUGCAAGGUGUUGUAGCCAUAACUUUAGCAAUAAUGUCUCAAAUGAUACAGUAUACAAUAACAAGAUUGCAAGAGUCUUUUAUAGAUAUACCGUUACCUAACAUAGAGGAAGUUUUACAGUCAAACGACAAAUUGUUACAAAAGGAAUGUAGUAAUAAAGCUAUAAAAGAAGAGAACAACACCCUAAAGCAGCGCAAUGAGAACAACAAUGAAGCAAUCUCUGAAGUGAAACAUGCUGUGAACAAUGUAGACGUUCAGAACGGAUCCCGGAAGAUUAAAGAAAAGAAUAAAAGUUUGCUUACCAAACUCCGACGACGGAAACGAAGAAACAGCAGCGAUUCGGAUGCAAGUGAUGGCGAACAGGCGACAGUUGGAUCCUCAAGCGACGAGGUCAAUUCAGACGUUUCCGAGACAGAGGACGAUGUCUUGAGCGAAGGAAACGUUUUGUCGGAUGAUGCAUUAUCAGAAGACGCUUCGGACGAUGAAAGCUCGCGUUUAAAAACGAAACAAGAAAAAGCAGACAGUGCUAAGGUAAAAAAAACAAAUGGACACGUGGAACACGAAAAAAAAUCCGUUAUCACCAACACAGCUAAUGAUCAAGUAAAAAAUGGCGAACAAAUAUCCGACAACCAAACGGAGAAGAAGGUCGACGAUAAUGUUUCUGUAGUUAAUACUGGAAACGGAGAAACGCCUAACACCAAUAACGCUUUUGUAGAUGGUAAUGCAUCGUCGGACAGAGUAACGUACAUUGCUCAACUAAAGAAGCAGAAUUUAAAGGUGGAUCAAGUACUGAACAUUUUAAUUGGAAAGGAUAUACUGGCUUCCAUUAAGAUAUGUUGCGAUUGGUUAAAAAGUAAUCUAGAUAUUAUAAAGAUAUGCGGGAAAAGUUCACGGACUUUGUUGAAGCGUGUUACGAUUUUGUUGAAUUUAAUUAAUAUAGAUAUAAACACCGUAUUAAAAACAUUUAAAGAUGAUAGUAUAAUUUUGUCAUCCGUUGAGAAAUUGAAGGAGUGCGUGAUAACGAUUCCAUUGCCGGAAGACGUCGACUUAAGAGGAUUGAGUCUUCUAGAAGACGCCCAUAAACCGCUCAAUUGGAAGGCGUUGUAUAAGUUUAGAAUGAACAGACGGGAGGAGACUUUGUUGCGUGCGUUAAAAUUAGUCGAAUUCGGAUAUUUUCUUAAUUCCGUUGAAGACGCCGGUGUUAAGUACGACCAGGCGAAGCAGUUGUUCGUAACGGUUGAAUUAAAUUCUGCUAACGCGGUCAAGGAUAACAAGGAAUUGGAAAUGGAUCAUUCGCGAGGAAAGUUGAUGAGACAUAUGGGGAAGUUAUGGCUGAAAGCAGAAGUUUGCGCUUUAGAAAGUCGUUUAAGGUCCAGGUUAAUGUCCCCUUACUUGGUACCUGAUCAUGAAGCUUUAGCUAAGCAUACACCUGCUCUGAAGCGACUGGUGUACGCUAAAAAGUUUAUUAUUGUAAUUCCUAGUGUUGUCGUUUCUGCAUUGGACGAGGUAAAACGCAUCAGCGGACGUGCGAGAGAAGCAACGCGCUGGUUAGAAGGUCAAUUAAAACGUGGUUCAAGAUUUUUACGUGCUCAGAGACCACACGAGCGCUUAGCGUUACCGUUUAUAAAAGGUCCACGACCAAAGGACAAAGAAGCGUGGUUGUUUUUCCAAAUCAUAGAAUGCUGCCAUUAUCUUACACAACAGAUGAAAGUUGGUAUCACUAAUGAUACCGAAUCACCAGUCGUGACCUUAUUAACCGGUUGUAGUCCGGAUGAUAGAAAGGUUCUUACUUUUAGUCCUGAUGGAUUGGCGAAGAGUGCAGGUGUCAAUAUUGAAUAUAUCGAGACAUUUCAAACAAAAUGGAAGGCGUCAAGUAAAAGUCAUGGUUGAGCCUGUUGAGCUGAUAAAGAUGAUCAUCAUCUACUGCUUUCUCAAACUGACGUGAAAGUAAGAGACUGAGCCCUUCUUGAGAGCUGUGAACACGUUCAGCUGUACGGGCGAGUCUGAAAGGGCUGGAAACCCAAAAAGAAACAUCGGCGGUUCUCCUGCGACAAAUCAAAAUGGAACUAAUAUCUUUUCCAUGGAAGAAUUCUAAAUAAUAAAUUGGUUUCCUAUUAACAACUCAUGCUGUCUUUUACGUUUCAACGAAUAAUUCAUAUUUUCAAAUAUAUUUUCUUGUAAACCAUCUCCGGGCAACGAUCAAAUGAAUUUACACAUCAUUUGAAACCCGUUUCGAAUUACGAUUUAAUUGAUAUUAAAAUAAAUUUAUGUUAUAAUCAAACAAAAGGGUGUAUAGAACUUUUCAUUGACUGAAAGUAGCGAACCACUUAUGUAUGGAAUGUUCUUUCACUGAUUCGAGAAGUGUACCACCUUGUGUAUUGCUAUCGCGCAAAACAUUCCGUGGGUAUUUAGUAAUAAUUUCGACGAAAGUUGAAGUUAGCAUUUUCGAAUUUCUAAAUUUCAGUAUAGAAAUAAAAUGAAAUGUAUUUUGCGUAUAGAUUUUUUACGAACGUGUUAUUCGUGCACGACGGUACCUCCAUUUCCGAUUUCAUAAUUCUUUCAAUGAAAUUCAUCAUUCCUUAAUGAUACGACAUAUUUAACGCGUGACGUUACGUGUAACGUCAAUGUGUUAGUGUUUUAAAGUUACGGUAGUGGCAGCGCGACAUAACCUAUUACAAAAUGAUUCGUGGUUUUUCGUAAAUGAGACCAAAACCUAUUUAAUACGCGAGGUUCUUGUAUCGUAAUUUUACAUUCGGUUAGUUGCCGUUCGGUGAAACGCGAUAAUCGUUCCUCCGAGGGGACGUGUUGCGUAUUAUUACGGA
This is a messenger RNA of Nomia melanderi (Alkali bee), 4160 nucleotides long. It is a transcript of the gene Smg5, whose product is annotated as Smg5 nonsense mediated mRNA decay factor. The record is from RefSeq and is a predicted model, not a curated record. Lineage: Eukaryota; Metazoa; Arthropoda; Insecta; Hymenoptera; Halictidae. Gene Ontology annotation, molecular function: telomerase RNA binding; protein binding; telomeric repeat DNA binding. Gene Ontology annotation, biological process: nuclear-transcribed mRNA catabolic process, nonsense-mediated decay. Gene Ontology annotation, cellular component: telomerase holoenzyme complex.